Molecule: messenger RNA, 570 nt
Organism: Microthlaspi erraticum
Lineage: Eukaryota; Viridiplantae; Streptophyta; Magnoliopsida; Brassicales; Brassicaceae
Source: the annotation of a GenBank genome assembly
AUGACCCGAUCGCCGAUACAAGCUUUGCCGCCCUUCGGCAUAGCCAUCAAGCGGCCAGCUUCGUAUCUCGAGAUCUACUCGACCAAAUCAACUUCUCUCUCGACCGAACAUCUUGUUUUGUCUUCCUCUUGUUGUCCUGAAGUUUCUGUCUCAAUGCCACAACUUUCCAUUUUUCGUGUUUCGGACAUGGCCGUCUCGAUACACCGCGUUCGUCCGUAUGCGCGUAAACUUGUCCAUCUUGACUUCCACUCGUUCGUUUCCCGAUUUUCUUUGAUAGAAAUGUUUUAUUUAACUUCUAGCUCCUCUCCAUGGAGUCCAUUAGUCAAAUCUCCUCAUCUCACAACAGGGUUACUACAGACACAGUUUUGGCCGAGCGCGGAACAUGCGUUCCUCGGCCAGCCGGACUGCGCGGUUGGGCGCUGCUUUCUCAAUAGAGCCGUCUGGACAGUCUCCACUCUUUUGGUUGUAACUCCUUUUCUACUCAUCCAAAUUAGGCCGUUCCAGUUGCGUUGGAAAGUUAACUCAAUCAUAGCACGCAUGGAACUGAUCUUGAUGAAAUCCAUUGAGUAG